Molecule: messenger RNA, 2262 nt
Organism: Closterium sp. NIES-65
Lineage: Eukaryota; Viridiplantae; Streptophyta; Zygnematophyceae; Desmidiales; Closteriaceae
Source: the annotation of a GenBank genome assembly
AUGCUUUCGCCUCGAAAUGCCGGGUCCAAUGGGGUAGGGGGAGGGGCAGGGGGAGAAGGGGAGUACGGAGCGGGACAGCAGAGGCGGCGGGCGGGGAGCCGGCCGUUAAUUCGCGUGAAUGAGGGGCAGCAGAUGGCGGCGCAGGUGCUGGACGCGGACGAGUACCCUGACCAGUACCCCGAGGAGUACGCGCACGAGUAUCCCGAGGAGUACGCGCAGGAAUACCCCCACGACUACCUUGACGCCAACGACUUCGCUUCCGACUAUUUAUCGCAGCGAGGGGCCGCGCGACGCGCCUCCGCCCCGUCGCCGUCCGCCGCGGGGUACCAGGCAACUGGCUUGAGCACGUCGCCGCUGCGCUCCAGCAUGGGCGCGGCGCUGGGUGCGGGGAUGAGCUCGGGGCACGUGCGGUCGGAUGCCAUUGGGGAUAGCGAGGCGGACAGAGGGCGCCACGAGCGGGGCGACCCGCGACGAGGUGGCGAGGCGAAACAAGUGCGCAAGGUGCGAAGUAGGGCAGUGGGUGGGGAGCCGUCAUGUAGCCCACGGCGGUGCCUCAUCGGGCGCAACGCGCUGCAUGGACGCGUGAAGCCAAGCACCCGCCCGCCUGUGCCUCGCGUCCUUUGCGUCUCCCCCACCUCCCUCGCAACCCCUCCGUUCCCCUCUCCUGCUUGCCCCGUCGCGCAGUUCUCGUCGCUACCCAACUAUGCGGGCGGCACUGACGGCGCCGCGCACUCACCGCAAGAGGUGAUGAGUCCCCGCCGCGUGCCCAAGCCCGCCCGCCCCGCCAUGCUCUCGGGCAUGGGCAUGGGGGGGGCGCCGACGGGCAGCUAUCAGGCGUCGUCGCGCGGCGAGGCGGAGGUGCUGCGCGGCGUGCUGGCGCUGCUGGAGGCGGUGCGGGACGACGACGUGGCGCGCGUCAACCGCAUCCUGCAGGACGCGCCGUCGCGCACCGCGCUGCUGCACUGCGCGCACCCUGGUACGCCGCGUCUCUCAUCCCCCAUCCUCAACGUACCCUGCCUUACUUUUCCCUCCUCACUGUUACCCUCCCUUUCUGCUCUUUUCGCACAUGUUAUCCACCAUUCGCUCCCCCCUCCUCCACGACUCGUCUACCUCGCUGCGUCUCCUCAUUCGCGUCCCACGUGCCUGGCCCAUUCCCCACGCCAUGCCCCCCGUGCAGGCACGGGGCGGGCGGCGCUGCACGAGGCGGUGGUGGCGGGCAGCGUGGACGCCGCUGCUGCGCUGCUGGAGUGGGGGGCCGACCCCGAUGGCGGGCACGCGUCGCAGAUGCCGCCCAUACUGCUGGCGGUGCAGGCGGGCAGUGAGAAGGCGGUGACGCUGCUGCUGUCACACGGCGCCGACAUCAACGCUCACGACGCGCAGCUCUGCACCGCGCUGCACUACGCAUGCGCUGACGCCCACCGGUACCCCUCCUCCACCUCCCCCCUCGCCACACCCUGUCCCAUCUCAUCAGUCCCAUCCUGCCUCUCACCCCUUUGCCACCUCUCCAUCUCUGAUGCUCCGGUCCUUGCUCCCACCUGCUGCUUCUGCCCACCCUUUUCUGGCGGCAGGGGCAUGAUAAAGCUGCUGCUGGUGGCGGGCGCCAACAUGUAUGCGCGCAACAGCGACGGGCUGCUGCCGCAGCAGCUGGCGUCCACGGACCGCAUCCGAGCGCUCUUCUCCAAGCUGCACGACUACCACCACCGCCACGGCCUCCUGCCCCCCCAUGCUCACCUCGCCUCCUCCGCCACGCCCGCUGCUGCCAUGGCCGCGUCCCCCCCUGCCAGCCCUGGCGGCAUGGACCGGCGCAGCCCGCAUGAGGGGGGGCUGCUGGGGGACGACUCGUGGGACGACCAAGGUGUGCCUCCCCUUCCCUGCUCUCGCUCCACUCCCCUUCCCUGCUCUCGCUCCACUCCCCUUCCCUGCUCUCGCUCCACUCCCCUUCCCUGCUCUCGCUCCACUCCCCUUCCCUGCUCUCGCUCCACUCCCCUUCCCUGCUCUCGCUCCACUCCCCUUCCCUGCUCUCGCUCCACUCCCCUUCCCUGCUCUCGCUCCACUCCCCUUCCCUGCUCUCGCUCCACUCCCCUUCCCUGCUCUCGCUCCACUCCCCUUCCCUGCUCUCGCUCCACUCCCCUCGGGCACGAACCAUCACCACUCGCUGCCGCUGCUGUGCUUCACACUGUCUCACAGCGCGUCAUGCCCCGUCCCUUUGUGCCCAUCCGUGCCCCGCCCUCCUCCUCACCCCCCCACCCCCUCCAGGCGUAA